Drosophila mojavensis is the source of this 6226-nucleotide messenger RNA. RefSeq names its product protein strawberry notch (gene sno). The coding region runs from base 725 to 5944 and encodes 1739 amino acids. Gene Ontology annotation, molecular function: histone binding; chromatin DNA binding. Lineage: Eukaryota; Metazoa; Arthropoda; Insecta; Diptera; Drosophilidae. The record is from RefSeq and is a predicted model, not a curated record. Gene Ontology annotation, cellular component: nucleus. Gene Ontology annotation, biological process: regulation of DNA-templated transcription. The transcript has 12 exons.
UUUAUUAGCGUGCGACGUGCGCUGCGGACGUAUGUUACGUGUGUUUUCGGCUUGUUAACUUUUUUUUUAUUGUUUUCCUCUCUUUUUGUUGUUGUUGUUAUUGUGCGUGUGCGUGACUGCAGCUAAGCGCAGCCGUAACAAGUAUCAAAUAUAACGAAAUUUCAAUAAGUUGCCAAGAAACAAGCCAACAGCAAUUGUAUAUGCAGCGUUCUAAGGCAAUGGCUGUGCAGAAAACUUAAACAAACAAAAGAACUAGACCAAAGGUAAAGAAGCAAAGAAGAAAAAAACGUGUGUUGGGUCGUAGCCGCAACCGAAGCGCGGAGCCAUAGGCAGAGCCAGAGCUCAAUCGUGUGCACGCUGCUCCAAGAGGCUGAAGCUGAAGAAGUGGAAGAAACAGCAGCAGCAGCAGCAGUAGGCGAACAAUUGUUCAAUUGCCAUUGCGACUCGGCGCUCUCUGUCAUUCUUUCACACUCAUUCUCUCCUUCUCCUUCCCCCUCGCCGCUGCUGCUGACCGGCCGCCUGACCGUCAGCGUCGUCAUUCGUUUUGUCGUUGCCUUUACCCGUCGUCUGCUCUCUAAACGCGCGCGUUCGUCGCUUUUCCUCUUCCGGCCUGGCCACUCUGAAGUUAACGGCAAAUAGCAACCAGCAACAACAAUAACAAGAGCAACAAAAACAGCAGAAUCAGCGGCAAAAUUAAAUUGCGAUACGCAUAAUAGGAACAAAAAUGACAUCGAAAAAGCGAAAAAGUUUUUUGGACGCCGAUGAUAACGACGAUUUCGAUGACGAUGAUUCCGGCUCUGAUUUCGAUGACGAUGAAGAUCCAGAUCAAAUAGAAGUGCCCGGCGGUGGUCGUGAUUUAAAUACUGCAGUUACCUACGCUCAAAACAUUCGCAGCUCAGUUGGCAUCAACGUUGCCAACAAACAGGCGAACAGCGGGCAAGGCGGCAGCCUGAGCGGCAACAACAGCAACAUAAGCGAAGCUUUUCUCAAGCUGGGCAACAGCAGCAACAACAUUAUUACUAACAACAACAACAGCACUAACAACAAAAAUAACAAUAACAGUAGUAUCAGCAACAACAACAACAACGUCAUCAAAGUGAACAGCAUUAGCAAGCCAAAUUCCUUGCUGUUGAGCAACAAUAUCAACAGCAGCAACAUCAUCAACAUCAGCAACAACACCAGCAACAGCAAUAGCAACAACAACAGCAGCAAUAACAUUACCGUGCUGCGGCCAACGAUUGUGACGCAUACAGCAAAGCCAACAAUUGUGGGCGGCAAAUUUACGGCGCUGCCAACGACGAUAACAACAAAAGUCGCCCUAGCGGACAAGAGCCCAAACAACAUGCCAAAGAAAUUGACGGCGGCAGGAGCAGCAUCUGCCAGCGGCGCCAAUAGCACAAGGAUUGGCCCAAGUGGCGCCGGCAGUGGCAGCGGCACCGGCAGCAGCAGCGGCAGCGCUGCCGGCCUAAGUGCAGCCAGCGCCUAUUUGAACAGCGGCGCCGGCAACUAUUUGAACAGCCUCAGCACCAACGAUCUGAUGAGCCUGGCCGCCUAUGUCGCCUCCAAAGGAUCUUCAGUGAAUAGCAACAACAACCUGAUCAGCAACAACAACAUGAACAACAAUAACGGCAGCAAUAGCUUCUUUGCCAACAGCGGCGGCGCCUCAACUUCAGCCGCCUCUGCUGCCAAUUUCAAUAUGGCCGCGUCUUUAUUGGCGCAGAUGAGCUAUGCGGGCGGUGCCACGCCCAUGCGUACGCCGUUCAAGCCGCAGCCGGUGGGCAUGGCAGCAGGUGUUGCUGCCAGCGCCACACUGAAGAGCAGCAGCGCCGUUGGCGGUGCCACGCCCCAGGUGGCGGCCACCGCUGGCGCAGCGGGCGGCGGGAUGAAGGUGAACACCAUGAUGCUGGAGAAGCUGCAGAAGCUGAUCUCGCUGAAUCCGGAGUACUUGACCAGCGGCAUACCCAAUCAUGUGAUGACGCAGCUGUUCAUGCAGCCGAUGCGAAUGCCGUCGCAGCAGCAGCAACAGCAGCAGCAGCAGCAGCAGCUGCAGCAACAGCAACUGCAACAGUUGCAGCUGCAGAAUGCGGCUGUGGCGAAUGCCAAUGCGGCGACGGCGGCUGUCUACGUGCAGCAGGAGGAGGAUGAGGUCGACUAUGAGGAGAUGGGCGUGGCCGAGACAUACGCCGACUAUUGGCCAGCCAAACUGAAGCUGGGCAAGAAGCAUCCGGAUCCGGUCGUGGAGACCGCCUCGCUCAGCUCCGUGGAGCCGUGCGAUGUCUACUACAAGCUGUCCAUACCCGCCGAAACCAUCAACAGCGGCCAGCUGAGCGCCCUGCAGCUGGAGUCCAUCACGUACGCAUCGCAGGCGCAUGACCAUCUCCUGCCCGACAACAGUCGGGCGGGCUUCCUAAUUGGCGAUGGCGCCGGCGUGGGCAAGGGUCGCACCAUCGCCGGCAUCAUCUACGAGAACUAUCUGAAGGGGCGCAAGAAGGCGCUCUGGAUAUCCGUCUCCAAUGAUCUCAAAUACGAUGCGGAACGCGAUCUCAGCGACAUUGGGGCCACGCGCAUCGAGGUCCAUGCGCUCAAUAAGUUUAAGUACGCCAAGAUCAGCUCCGAUGCGAAUAACAACUGCAAACGCGGCGUCAUCUUUAGCACUUACUCGGCGCUGAUUGGUGAGUCGAACAACAAGACGGGCAAAUACCGUUCGCGCUUCCGCCAGCUGCUGCAGUGGUGCGGCGAGGACUUCGAGGGUCUCAUCAUCUUCGACGAGUGCCACAAGGCGAAAAACCUGUGUCCCGUCGGCUCGGGCAAACCCACCAAGACGGGCCAAACGGUGCUCGAGCUGCAGCAGAAGCUGCCCAAGGCACGAGUCGUUUAUGCGUCGGCCACAGGCGCCUCCGAGCCAAAGAACAUGGCCUAUAUGGUGCGGCUCGGCCUGUGGGGCCAGGGCACGGCCUUUGCCACAUUCGGGGACUUCAUUACGGCCGUGGAGCGACGAGGCGUCGGUGCCAUGGAAAUCGUCGCCAUGGACAUGAAGCUGCGCGGGAUGUACAUAGCGCGCCAGCUGAGCUUCAAGGGCGUCAGCUUUAAGAUCGAGGAGGUGCCGCUCUCCAAGGAGUUUCGCAAGAUCUACGAUCAGAGCGUCGAGCUCUGGGUGGAGGCGAUGCAAAAGUUCACGGAAGCCGCCGAGCUGAUCGACGCCGAGAGCCGCAUGAAGAAAACAAUGUGGGGACAGUUCUGGUCGUCGCAUCAGCGCUUCUUCAAGUACCUCUGCAUUGCGGCCAAGGUCAAUCAUGCGGUGCUCAUCGCCCGCGAAUCCAUCAAAUACGGCAAGUGCGUCGUCAUCGGCCUCCAGUCCACGGGCGAGGCGCGAACUCUCGAUCAGCUGGAACGCGAUGAUGGCGAACUAACCGAUUUUGUGUCCACAGCCAAAGGCGUCUUCCAGUCGUUUGUUGAGCGUCAUUUUCCAGCGCCCGAUCGCAAUCGGAUCAAUCGCAUUUUGGGCCUGUACGACGAGGUGCCGGCCGUCAAGCAGGAGCCGAGCCAGACGCUCAACAACAACAACAACAAGAGCAGCAGCACCACCGGCGGCAGCAGCAGCAAUCGGAGCAAGCGCAAGGGCGCCAACUCGACGGCGAGCAGUCGCAAGUCGAAGAAGAAGAAGCGCAGCGGCUCGUGGCAGUUCAGCGACAGCGACGAGGAGGCGGCGCACACGUCCAGCGGGGAUUUGGAUAACAACAGCGACGAGGCGCCGGACAGCGAUGAUGCGUUCAAUGAUGAGGACGAGGACGAUGACGACGAUGAGAACCGGAACGAGGAUGACGACGACGACGACGACGAUGAGGACGAGGACGAGGACAAGCAUGACAAUGACAGCGACAGGCACAGCGUGGCGAGCGACUGCAGCUCCGACUUCAAUCCGUUCUUUCUCAGCGGCAGCGACAGCGACAUGGAUCCCUGGGUGAAUGCGCGCAGCAAGAAGACCAGCGGCAAGAAGACCCAGAAGAAGGCCAAGAAGAAGAAGGGCAAGGAGACGAAGCCCAUCAAGAAGGAGCCCAACACGAGCAGCAACCACAACAACAACAACAACAACAACAAUGCAGCCAUGUCGGCAACGGUGGCAGCCGCCCUGAACGCGGCCAAGAGCCGAAAGCCUCCGCAACUGUCCACGCAGGACAAGAUCCAGGAUUUGCUGCAGAAGAAGCAGGAGCUGAAGGGCACGAUGACACCGGUGGGCGUGAAUGGCGUGAAGCUGAACUAUGGCCCGCCGCCCAAGGAUGCCAUCGAGCGGGCGUGCACCAUGAAGGAGGAGCUGCUGCGCAAGAUCGAAAAGCUCGGCGCUCGCCUGCCGCCGAACACGCUGGACCAGCUGAUCGACGAGCUGGGCGGGCCGGAUAAUGUGGCCGAGAUGACGGGCCGACGGGGUCGGGUCGUCCAGAGCGAUGACGGCUCCAUUCAGUAUGAGUCGCGCACCGAAUCGGAUGUGCCACUCGAGACGCUCAACAUAACGGAGAAGCAACGCUUCAUGGAUGGCCAGAAGGAUGUGGCCAUCAUCUCGGAGGCCGCCUCCAGUGGCAUUUCGCUGCAGAGCGAUCGGCGCGUCUUCAACCAGCGACGGCGCGUUCACAUCACGUUGGAGCUGCCGUGGUCCGCGGACCGGGCGAUCCAACAGUUUGGCCGCACCCAUCGUUCCAACCAGGUGAAUGCGCCUGAGUACAUAUUCCUCAUCUCGGACCUGGCGGGCGAGCGCCGUUUCGCCUCGACGGUGGCCAAGCGGCUCGAAUCGCUGGGCGCUCUAACGCACGGCGAUCGGCGCGCCACCGAGACGCGCGAUCUCUCCCAGUUCAACAUUGACAACAAGUACGGCCGGCAGGCUCUGGAGACGGUCAUGCGCACCAUAAUGGGCUAUGAGACGCCGCUGGUGCCGCCGCCCACCGACUACAAUGGCGAGUUCUUCAAGGACAUUGCCGGCGCCCUGGUCGGCGUGGGCAUCAUAGUCAACAGCGAGAGCCACCCGGGCGUGCUCAGCCUGGACAAGGACUACAACAACAUAUCCAAGUUUCUCAAUCGCAUCCUCGGCUGUCCGGUGGACCUGCAGAAUCGCCUCUUCAAGUACUUCACGGACACCAUGGCGGCCAUCAUCAACCAGGCCAAGCGUGGCGGUCGCUUCGAUCUGGGCAUUGUUGACUUGGGCGCUGCCGGCGAGAACGUGACCCGCGUGCGUCUGAUCCGCUUCAUGCGCAAACAUGCCACAGGCGUGGCGCCCACAGAGCUCCACACGGUGCGCGUGGAGCGCGGCAUGAUUUGGCAGGAAGCCAUUGACAAAUAUGCGGAUCUGUUCAACGAGCACGAGGGCUUCUACACGUCGCAUCAGUUGCGCAAUCACAAGCGCACGGCUAUCCUGGUGGUUGUCAUCGAGCAGCAGCCGGCGGCUCGCAACUCCGGGGAGGCGGACAGCAGCAGCAGCAGCAGCAAGGCGCAGAAGAAGAAGACACGCAGCAAGAAGGAGAUCAUGUGCCAGAUCUACCGGCCCAACACGGGUCUGCAGGUGCGCCACGAAUCGCUCUUUGAGCUGGAGAAGAAGUAUCGCAAGGUCAGCAGUGAGGAGGCCGAGCCGCAUUGGACCGAGCAAUACGAUGCCUCGGUGCACACCUGCUCCCACGCCUAUUGGAAUGGCAAUUGCCGCAACGUCAGUCUGGGCAACGACUGUGAGGUGGGUCUUCGACAGCGCCUCUAUCAUGUGUUGGCCGGCUCGGUGCUGUCCGUCUGGGGACGGGUCGAGCACAUACUGAACACGCGCUCCAAUAGCAAAAUGCAGGUGAUACGCAUGAAGACGACGGAGGGACAGAAAAUAGUCGGCACUAUGAUACCAAAGUCAUGCUUUGAGCCGCUCAUGAAUGAUUUGCGCAGCGACUCGGAGAAGCAGGAGGAGUUCAACUAUUAGAAUACAUUUCAAUUCUUCACUUUCACUCCAUCCACCCAAGUGUAAAACCCUAAUCUAAUCCACGACGCGAUCCGUUUCGGACUCGCCGGGCUCUUUCAAACAUUUAUAAGCCAAAUCAAGAAACAUGAAGAUGAAGAAAAAAACAAAGAAUAUUUAGAAGGAUUUAGGAGAGCUAAUUGACUUCUACCUCUGAUUUGACCUUAUUCAUCUUCUUUUUUUACAAUUUACUUUCCUUAUUUCUGUGUAAUUAAUUUUAAAAUAUCGCUUCCGUACAUAACUCAA